This is a messenger RNA of Protopolystoma xenopodis, 483 nucleotides long. The record is from the annotation of a GenBank genome assembly. NCBI's taxonomy places the organism in Eukaryota, Metazoa, Platyhelminthes, Monogenea, Polystomatidea, Polystomatidae.
AUGUUGAACCUUGCCUCCCCAAAAAGUUUACUUAUUCAGCCUACAGUGGACUGUAGUUUCGACCCCACCUCAACUGGUCUUAUCAACACCCCCAGCGGGACUCGAACCAUGACGCUGCGGAGUAUAAUCCGUGACUCAAGGGCACUCAUGUCUGAGGCUACUGAUCUUAUGCUCGAAUGUCAACGCGAGUACACCGGUUUAAUCUCUUGUCAGCCCUCAAUCACCAGUCUCGCUCGUGCCGCCUGCUACACCGCAGACGAGGCUCGUCGUGGUAUGAGUGAGGACCGGCUGACCCUCUCUGACGCCGACGGCAUAUGCCAGCGGUGCACAGUGAUCACUCGUUCUAUUCAAGCCGAAAUGAGUCAUUUGUCUGCACAGACUGCACGCGACUGGUCGCGUACGAUGGCGAGCUAUUUACGCGACCAAGCUAAUUUUCAUCGCCUCAUCGCCACCUAUUUCGACCAGGCUGUGGCUGCCUUCUGA